AUGUCGACGUCACCGCCGACGGUGUCGACACCACUGACCUCAUGGUGGAGCACAAUGUCUUUAUCGGGUAUUUAUCCGUCGAUCGGCUCAUCGACUCCGACUUCAACGAAUGCACCGUCGUCGUGGGGCUCAACGUUUUUGGCCGGCAACACGGCGAUAACGCCUCUUGGGGCCGGUUAUACGGAAGACAUUACUGUUGCCGGAUCGUUGCUUAAAGAUAAGAUAAAUGUAUUAAUUGACUCGUUGAUUCGCAAAGAAACGCCACUCUCUGGUUGCGACUAUGGAGAAGACGGCAGAAUCGCCAUGAUGGUUGACAAUGUAUACUUAGUGGAUCGACUUGGUGUUCAGCCGAAUCUUCUCGGCACUGUGCAUGUAACUACUACUCACAUCAUAUUCCGGGCCGAAGAUGGUUCCAAAGAGCUCUGGCUUGCCACAGGAUUAAUUGCCUCGGUCGAACGAGGUAAUCUCACUGCUGCUGGAUGUUUAUUAAUAAUUCGCUGCAAACACUUCCAGGUCAUUUCCUUACUCAUAAGUCGCGACAAAUCGUGCCAAGAAUUGUUCGAGACUCUCAUGAGAGCUGCGAAACCAGUUUCAGUGAACGUCUCAGAGUUGCUUGCUUUUGAGAAUCGUGAUGUUAUCGAGGAUAUGCGAGGAUGGAAGCGACUCGAUUGGAAUAGCGAAAUGACGAGGCAAGGAGUUCCUGUGACGAAAUGGUCCGAAUCGGAUAUCAAUAAUGAUUAUCAAGUGUGCGAUACUUAUCCAGAUAAGUUGUGGUUCCCCACGGCGGCAAAUACAUCUGUCUUAAUGGGAAGCAGUCGAUUCCGUUCGAGAAGCAGACUGCCGGCUCUCACUUACUAUCAUCGGCAGAGUGAAGCCGCUCUUUGCAGAUGUGCGCAACCGCUUACGGGUUUCUCAGCUCGCUGCGUUGAAGAUGAAAAGCUUAUGGAACUAAUUGGAAAGGCGAAUCCUAACAGCGAAUCGUUGUAUUUGGUGGACACACGACCAAGGGUAAAUGCAAUGGUCAAUAAGGUGCAAGGCAAAGGCUUCGAAGACGAACGCAAUUAUUCAAACAUGCGAUUCCACUUUUUCGACAUUGAGAAUAUUCACGUCAUGCGUACAAGUCAGGCGAAAUUACUCGAUGCGGUUACGAAAUGUCGAGAUGUCGGAGAAUAUUGGAAGACACUAGAAGCAAGUGGAUGGCUCAAGCAUCUUCGAGCAAUCGUCGAAUGCUCUCUGUUUUUGGCCGAGUCCAUCAGUCGGGGAACAUCAUGCGUUGUGCAUUGUUCCGAUGGUUGGGAUCGAACAUCGCAAGUUGUGUCAAUGUGUCAGCUUCUACUUGAUCCCUAUUAUAGAACGAUUCAUGGUUUUCAGGUUUUAAUAGAAAAGGAUUGGCUGAGUUUUGGCCACAAAUUCGAUGAUCGAUGUGGACAUAUUGGUGCAUUGAAUGAUGAAGCUGCGAAGGAAGUCUCUCCGGUGUUCACGCAAUUCCUUGAUUGUGUCUGGCAGAUUAUGCAACAACGACCAAGAGCGUUCCAAUUUAACGAGCGGUACUUGAUUGAACUCCAAGAGCACUCGUACUCAUGUCAAUUUGGCACGUUUAUUGGAAAUUGUGAGAAAGAUCGACGGGAUUUAAAUGUUUCUAAACGUACAAAAUCGCUUUGGUCUUGGAUGGAUUUAAGACAUGAUGAUUACAUUAAUCCGUUUUAUGCUCCAACUUCACAUGUUUCUCUCCUUGACAUUGAUACGCGUGCAGCGCGAUUCCAAGUUUGGGUUGGACUGUACAACCGAUUCGACGAAGGGCUUCAACCAAGGCAAAGAUUGGAAGACAUCACGAUGGCAGCGAUGGAGCACGUCGGUGUUCUCGAGUCGCAUGUCGCACAGCUCAGAAUGAAACUCGCCGAGUUGAAAUGUCAAAUUUCGUCGAAUUCGUGCUCUUCUUCUUCGUCGAACAUGGUCGACAGUGGGACGAGCAGCGCCGGUGAUGAGCACACAAUGAAACACCCACUUUCAGUUGUUGCGUCACCAACACAGGAAAUGGUGAUGAGUCAAGAAAGUGGAGUAAUGGAUUCUAGUUUGUAUUCGGAUGAGACGAUCACGAAAGCAGCCUUAAAAUGGCAGCCUUUGAGAGGUGUCAAACGAUGCGGAAAUCCCGCAUGUCGAGGAGAAUUCGCUUCGCCGAUUGAUCGAAGAAUUCAUUGUCAUCAAUGUGGAAAGAUAUUCUGCCGUCGUUGUCUUCACAUCUCGCUUGAUGAGAGAGAAAGAGUUUGUGAAAAAUGCCGAAAUACUUAA
Messenger RNA from Caenorhabditis bovis, 2289 nucleotides. NCBI's taxonomy places the organism in Eukaryota, Metazoa, Nematoda, Chromadorea, Rhabditida, Rhabditidae. The record is from the annotation of a GenBank genome assembly.